CGAUACGAGAACCUGAUUGGUGUAACCUGCUCAGUGUUGUGCGGUAUCCUAGCGCAAGCCAUUUUGGUGAGGCAAUGCGUCUCCGUGUUUAAAAACUACAACACGAAACCUCUCUCCGACAUGGACACACCACACAUUCGUACACGACAAUUCGGUACCUCGCGUGAGCUGCCAAGUCGGCUGUACCAAGUCCAUGUGGCGCUUUUUCAAGUCGGUCACAUCAAACACACGGCGCAUUCAUCAUGCCUGCGUUCUCGAGACAAGGCUUCCGCUGCCUCCGAUGCUACUGCUGCUGCUGCUGAUGAUGAUGAAGAAGCUACAACAGCUUCAUGGUGCACAAAUCGCCUCGCCUCUUGUGUGUGCGUGCCGAAACCGCAAGGACUUGUGCUUGCCGCUGUGCCCGGAGCAGUUGCCGAAAGGCCAAUUAGCAGAUCGCGUCCCUACUCCCCCCCCCUAGGUGCCUGCAUUUGUGCAAUCAACGAGAUUAACCGGCGUCGUUUCAACCAUCCAAUUAUCUUUAUUGAAGUGGCCGCCUCCUUUUCCACGACACGUCCGGCACUUCGUCUGUCGGAGGCGGUUGGGACAGCAGUAUCGCUUGCAGUGCCGGGGGCAGGACGGAGUAAUCAGGCCCGGAUGCUGCCAGGAGGUAUCACAGACGACGCCGGUGAGUUGUUGUUGCUGGGUGUUGGUGGAGUGGAAUACCACGUGGUCAGCAAACCUGCAAUGGACAACGCCGUGAAUCAACUUUCUGAAAUGAAUGGAAAAGAGUAG
Molecule: messenger RNA, 771 nt
Organism: Mesocestoides corti
Lineage: Eukaryota; Metazoa; Platyhelminthes; Cestoda; Cyclophyllidea; Mesocestoididae
Source: the annotation of a GenBank genome assembly